GGACGGCCGAGGGAGAGCUGCUGUAACAUGGAAGCGCCACGCUUGAGACGAUGGGCUUUGGAGCUGAAUCUAUUUAUUUUUAUAAAUGUUUCCUUUAAUAUUAAUUCAGGUUGUUUUGACUAAAGAGUAGCAACAAAUGUAACAUCCAAGACCUGCAUGCAUUUAAUCACAGAUAUGGAAAUGGCUUAUAGCUUUCUUUCUGUUUUAUUUUUUGAAGCGUGACUUUUAUGCUAUCUUUAAUACGCUUGGAAUAUCUUCUGUUAAAACUAUGGGAUUAGAAUGCUACAUCGUCUCCCCUCCCCCCAAGUAAAUUCCAUAAUUUUAUACAUGCGUUGAAAAUGUACCUUCUUGUAUCGUUUUGAAUUUCCCACCGUUCUUCACUGUUGGAUGGCUGUGAAUUGUAGUAUUCAGUGAAGGAGAAAAACUUCUCUUUUCUCUGCACUAUACAGAUAAUGUAUCUUGCACCUCUUCUUUUUAAUACGCUGUAUUUAUGUAGUCCACGGUCAUAGGUGUUCGUGCUAAUCCAGACUGAGGGGUGGGGUGGGGCUAGGAUGUCUGCUGUCGCUAAAAAUACAAAUGAACACUUUUGUUUUGUUCGUAGGUGACGCAAAAAGGCUCUGGAAGCACAUGGAAAAAAAUAAAGUAGACAGUAUAUUUGAGUGUAUGCACAAGGCACUGUUGUCUUUGAAGCAGAAGAUCAAGGAUGGAACUGCAACAAAUGAAGAAUGCAAUCAAGCUUUGGCACUUGUGAAUCAGUUGGGUAUGACUGACCUUUUACCUCUGGCACAUGAAGAUACGCAGAUAUGCAAUCUGGAUUUACCUCUGUCUGCUCCAAGUGAAACUACAGAAGAUGCUGGAGAUGACUGUUCUUUCAGACUAGAGAUUAAUGAAGGAAUGUAUUUAAGGAGUGAAGGAGAAUCUGCAGAGACGUCUUCCAAGUUCUACCAGGAUCAUAUCUGCUCUAAGGAAUGUCUUUCCAAACGGCCAUGGAAUUCGUACAAUGGGGAAAACCCCCUGAAGCUGCCGAUGCUCUGUCACUUCCAGAGAUUGCAUGCCAGGGCAGACUCUGGCUCAAAAUCACAUGAUGUGAUAUACAAAACUCCCUGUGGAAAGAACCUGAGAAAUAUCAAAGACGUUCAGACUUACUUAUUUCAAACAGAAUUCAGCUUUUUAUUUUUAGAUCACUUUUCUUUCAAUACCCAUGUGCAGGUGUUCAGAAGCAGUCCUAGUUCCCAGGCGUUUGUCUUUGAUUCUGAUAUCAGCCAAGGGGCAGAGAAUGUACCAGUGUCAUUCUGUAAUGACAUCAACCACGAUCGACUGCCUUCCUUUAAAUACCGGAAGACCUCUUGGCCCCAUGGAUACUUCCUGAACAACUUCUCCAGCAAUUUUCUUGACUGCUGUAGCUGCACCGAUGGCUGCAUGGACAGGACAAAAUGUGCAUGCCUGCUUCUUACUAAAAGAACCUUCCUGAAAGCUGCUCUGCCUCCAAGGAGAGGACCAACUCAUGGUUAUAAUUAUAAAAGGCUGGAGGAACCUAUUUCCAGUGGAAUUUAUGAAUGCAGCCUGCUCUGCGGCUGCGACAAGAACAUGUGCCAGAACAGGUUAGUGCAGCACGGCCUUCAAGUUCGCUUACAAGUCUUCAACACAGAAAAGAAGGGCUGGGGAGUGCGCUGCCUCGACGACCUUGACAAGGGAACGUUUGUCUGCACAUAUGCAGGGAGAUUGAUGACCAAAGAUGAAUCUUGCCAGGUUAAAAAUAGUGGUGAAACUGAAGAAGAAGAUACCAAGAAUAGCAGCCAGACCUUAUCUUCAAGAAAGAGAAAACUGGGUACAGUCUGUUCUGAUUCAGAGAAGGAACUUAUGCAGGACACUGGGAGACAACAAUCCUUAUACCCGAAUCCUGAAAGUCAACCAAAUAGAAUUCAGAACUUCAGCUUUUACAAGAAUUGGAAUACGCAAGCUAUUGCAAGACCUAAAACUAAAACAUCCAUUCUUCAAAGACGCCGGCGAGAACUAGGAAUUACUGAUGCCAGCUCUGAUGAAGAUGAGAGUUCUUUGUGUCAGAUGUCAGGAACAAGAAUAACUCCUGCAUCCAAAAAAGGAGAUGAACAAUCAAGCCUGCAAGGACAACUGGGGGAACUAGUGAACACCAUACAAUCCGAAGCUAAUACUGACUGCCAUAAAGAGAAUCUUUGUUCCAAUGCUACGUUGAAAAGUAAACCACCUGUGCAAGAUGACAGAAGGAUUAAAAAGCAACACAAGGACCUACUUUGGUCAGACAAUACAAAAAAGGGAAAAAUUCAGACAGACAGACAAGAACUUGGGUGUAUUAAGGAGGCAGCAGAAAUUGAGACAUGCCCGAAGAAUAAAGAAAAUCCUUGUUUGCUGGAUGCCACAAGAGAAGGCAAUGUAGGCAGGUUUCUUAAUCACAGCUGCUCCCCUAAUCUCUUUGUACAAAGUGUAUUUGUAGAGACUCACAACCGAAAUUUCCCCUGGGUGGCAUUCUUCACAAAGAGGCAUGUAAAAGCUGGAACUGAACUUACAUGGGAUUAUGGUUAUAAAGCUGGAAGUAUGCCUGAGACAGAGACUACCUGCCAGUGUGGGAGUCUUAAGUGUCAGAAAAAAAUCCUGUAGAGUUUUUUUGCAUUUAUUAGUAGAGCCUGGUGAAAUGGGCAGCAUGCAAAUAACAUAAAAUUAAAAAAAAAAAAAGAUUGGGACACACAACCUUUUUGGAUCAAGGCACAGGUGCAUCUUAGUGUUACUUGGAAAAUGAAGCCAAGGGUGGGCCACAAGCUAGAUCAAGGAGAAAGAAGCCUGAGAAAGUAAGUACAGUAUGCAUUUAGUAGUUUUAUACCUGCCUUUCCCUCCAAAAUGAUACUCAAGGUAGUUAAGCAAUUUCUUAAUCUUUUGAUUUAUCAGGAACACCUCUGUCCAAUCUGCAUUAAGUAUCAGUGAAAGCAUCUCAUUGCACUGCAGGGUUGACUUCAGUCACUGCUUUGAGUUUUGAACAGCUUCCUUGGAUUUCAGCCUUCAGGGAUUUGAGAUACAGUUGCAGAGAUAUUUUUUGGAACUCAAGUUUACCAACCAAAAAAGAAUUGGUAAAUCAGGUACACUAGUUUGUCAAGGUCAGGUCUUUCUAAGAUCUGCUGCUGAGAAUCUCCAGUAUACUGUAUACUGAGUCAGAUAGACCUAGCACAGUAAAAGGCAGCUUCCUAACAACUGUGGGUUGUUGCUUUUUUAGUAAGUCAUUGGACAUUUUAUGAAAAGGUGAUGCUAAUAAAAAUAUCCAAUAGGGUAGCUAUACAAAAGAUUGACAGGUGUGUUAUAGCAGUACAUACAUGUAUAUUAUAAUCACAUCCUAUACUACAGCUUUGCCCUUUCCACCCAGAUUCCUGUGGACCCUCAUAAGCAAGAAGAGCACACUUGGCCUUGGAGUGGUAUGCCAAGUGUUGCAUUCCAAAAAUUAAGGAAAGGUUAGGACAAAAAACUGGUUGUACGACAAAAGCUGAAAUUUAUUCAUUGUAUUUAAUUAACUAUAUGUAAUGGGAUAUUAUUUUAAUAUGACUCCUCAGUCUGUAUUUAAUAACGUUCUCUGUUGUAUAUUAAAGCUUACAAUUCAGUACCA
Molecule: messenger RNA, 3625 nt
Organism: Candoia aspera
Lineage: Eukaryota; Metazoa; Chordata; Lepidosauria; Squamata; Candoiidae
Gene: SETDB2
Product: SET domain bifurcated histone lysine methyltransferase 2
Exons: 12
Coding region: 577-2634 (685 amino acids)
Biological process (GO): heterochromatin organization; negative regulation of gene expression
Cellular component (GO): nucleus
Molecular function (GO): protein binding; histone H3K9 methyltransferase activity; DNA binding
Source: RefSeq, a predicted model, not a curated record